Molecule: messenger RNA, 582 nt
Organism: Emys orbicularis (European pond turtle)
Lineage: Eukaryota; Metazoa; Chordata; Testudines; Emydidae
Gene: ORMDL3
Product: ORMDL sphingolipid biosynthesis regulator 3
Exons: 5
Coding region: 93-554 (153 amino acids)
Biological process (GO): intracellular sphingolipid homeostasis; sphingolipid biosynthetic process; ceramide metabolic process
Cellular component (GO): endoplasmic reticulum membrane
Source: RefSeq, a predicted model, not a curated record
GGGGAGUGGAGCCGGGCUGCGGGGAGAGGCCCCCGGGCCGAGAGCCGGCUGCGCAGCGCGUUCAGGACUGUCUAGCCGACGCAUGAGCCAGCAUGAACGUGGGGACGGCUCACAGCGAGGUGAACCCCAACACCCGGGUCAUGAACAGCCGGGGCAUCUGGCUCUCCUACGUGCUGGGGAUUGGCCUGCUGCAUGUGGUCCUCCUCAGCAUCCCCUUCUUCAGUGUCCCCGUGGUUUGGACUCUCACCAACAUCAUCCACAACAUGAGUAUGUACAUCUUCCUGCACACCGUGAAAGGAACGCCCUUUGAGACACCGGACCAGGGGAAAGCCCGGUUGCUCACGCACUGGGAGCAGAUGGACUAUGGGGUGCAGUUCACGGCAUCGCGCAAGUUCCUGACCAUCACGCCCAUCGUGCUGUAUUUCCUCACCAGUUUCUACACGAAAUAUGACCGGAUACACUUCAUAAUCAACACCAUCUCCCUGAUGAGCGUCUUGAUCCCCAAGCUGCCCCAGCUCCACGGAGUCCGGAUCUUUGGGAUCAACAAGUACUGAGCCCCCGGAUGAAUGAGAAAACAGGAAG